Messenger RNA from Sclerotinia trifoliorum, 1574 nucleotides. The record is from the annotation of a GenBank genome assembly. Lineage: Eukaryota; Fungi; Ascomycota; Leotiomycetes; Helotiales; Sclerotiniaceae.
AGCGGCUGUUUUCCAGGUUUAGUAUCACCCAAAGUGCGAAUGUCAUGCUUAUGGCCAAUCGUGCCAAUGUGUUUGUUGUAUAAGACGCCUGCUGAGCGCCUGUGAGAUAUGAAUUUAGAUAUCCAAUAUUCAUCCAACAGCUGAACUUCUCGCUGCGCUUAAGAAGUUUUUAUGUCUGUUUGUUAGUUUCUUGUUUCCAUUGGCUUCAUAGAUUCUAUAUAUUCGACUUUUCAUCGAGGGAUAAUUCUGCAUUGCCAUAUUUAUUUAUCCAUCUCUUUCAUAAACUGUGGGAUUGGACGUCUCGGUUUCUUUCCUUCUGGACCUUCUCCGCUUUAAUAUUCUUACCUCUUGCUUCUUCGACCAUUCCUCGACCCAAUUCAUAUUCAUCAUGGUUUCUUCAUCUUUCCUCUGGGCCAUAUUUGCUCUGGGAGCAGCGGCUCUUCCAGCCCCAACCUAUACCUUUUCAUCUGGUGCUGCAUAUCCCGCCGAAAAACAAGUGAUAUCCGAAUACUUCGACAUGUUGGGUCAAAAAGUUCAAGCAGGAAGGAAAAUGUCUCACGCUCCAGUGUGCAAUCUCAACAAGGCCGUUCAACCAGUUUUAUGUAUGCCCUCCUCACUUUCCACACAGUCACACAAAGUCCUCAAAACUAAUUCAACAACCACAGCUCCAACACCAAUGCCCGGACCUUCAAAAGGUCUAACACUAAAACACGUAGCCAUCGGCCGCGGAACACAAAACUACACCUGCAGCACCAAUGCAACAGCAGCACCUACCGCCGUCGGCGCAGUAGCAACCCUCUUCAACGCCUCCUGCAUCGCAUCCACCUAUCCAGACCUCCUCUCCAUCCUCCCCAACGUAGCCCUCCAAUUUGAUCUCAAUCUCGCCGCAUCCUCUACUCAGAACCUUAAUCCCGCCGACCUCAUGAUGAGCGGCCAUCAUUUCUUCACCAAUUCCUCCACACCAUUUUUCGAUCUCAACACCAAGAAUUGGAAUUUAGGUCGAGGAGGCUUUGCGAAAACAGAUGGCCUAGCUGCUCCGGUUGACGCAUCGGUAGGCCAGAAUAAUAAAGGAUAUGGAGCGGUAGCUUGGUUAAAAUUGUCCGCUAGAGAUGGGGCAACUGGUGGUCUGCAGGAGGUUUAUCGUGUUAAUACUGCGGGGGGAAAUCCACCAACGACUUGUAAGGAUAAUUUGGGAAGUAGCUUUGAUGUUCAGUAUGCUGCUGAGUAUGUUAUUCUUUCUACUACAUUUUUGGUUUUCCAAUAUCAUGAACAAUCUACUAACAUCAACCAGAUACUGGUUCUACGAAGAAUCGUAAAAGUCCUUAUAUCUCAACUCGCCCACCUACCCAACAAAAAAAACACAACAGAACAGAACAGAAUACACAUGACAAUAGACACAAAGUCAGUCGACGGGAACCGACAACGGAUAUAAUACUUUCCUGUUCUUUCCUUCCCUUCCCUCUCCUUUCAUCCUCACCCAUUCAACCAAACCCCAGACGUCUACUCGACUAUCCAUCCAUCCAAGCAUUCAACCGGCGUAAAGGCAGGGAGGGUACAUCGAUAUCCCUCGCAUU